Molecule: messenger RNA, 1177 nt
Organism: Olea europaea var. sylvestris
Lineage: Eukaryota; Viridiplantae; Streptophyta; Magnoliopsida; Lamiales; Oleaceae
Product: WAT1-related protein At1g43650-like
Exons: 6
Coding region: 187-1107 (306 amino acids)
Cellular component (GO): plasma membrane
Molecular function (GO): transmembrane transporter activity
Source: RefSeq, a predicted model, not a curated record
AAUCCACUUACAAGUGAACUUAUAAAUGAAUAUUUUGAGCAUAGCAAAACAUUUACAACGUGGUGUUCUCUAGCUCAUCACAUCAAGGAAUUCCACUAACUAAACAGUAUGUUAAACUUGUAUAUAAUCAAGCCUUGAACUAAUUUACAAGCAAGUUUCAACUCUAAAUACAGAAUUUGUUCAGCCAUGAAAAGCUUUAGCUCCUCAUAUAUAGCAAUGGUGGUAGUUCAAAUUGCAUAUGGUGUAUCAAAUAUUAUCAUGAAACUAGCCCUUCAGAAAGGACUUAAUCCGAUCGUUUUUGUGGUUUAUCGCCACUUAAUAGCCAUUCUUGUUUUAAGCCCCUUUGCAUAUAUUUUUGAAAGGAAAACACGACCAACUCUCUCAUUUCGUAUGGCAAUGAAGAUAUUCUUGCUUUCAUCCAUGGGGACGACGGUCCAUCUAAAUCUCUACUAUACUGGUCUUGAAUAUACUUCCCCGACGGUCGGAAGCGCCUUGAGUAAUGUCAUGCCCAGUUUGACCACUCUCAUAGCUGUUGUUCUUGGGAUGGAAACAAAGAAACUAGGCAGUAAUAGAGGUAAAGCUAAGCUGUUUGGAACACUGGUUUGCAUAGGCGGAUCACUUAUUUUUACCUUCUGUAAAGGAAAACGCUUAUUCACAAGUUUUAAGCAAAAGCCCUUAGUCCAGCUGUACGACACUGAAGGUGAGUCGAGGAAUCAUAAGGAAAAUUGGGUCAAAGGUGCACUCCUUAUACUAAUUAGCGAGGUAGCAUUGAGUGCACGGAUCAUUCUCCAGGCAACGGUUUACAAGAUCUAUCCUGCGCUGUUCUCAUUAAAUGUUUUGAUUUGUAUUUUUGCCUCUCUACAAUCAUCAAUCCUGACCAUGUUUUGGGCAAGAAAUCCACACCUAUGGAAGCUAGAUUGGAACAUACAGCUUUUGGCCAUUGUAUAUUGUGGAGUUGUGAUAUCAGCGUUGGUAUACUGGCUGCAAACAUGGUGUAUCAGUAAGAAGGGACGGGUCUUUGCAGCAAUGUUUAGUCCCUUAAUCCUUGUUAUUGUGGGGAUCUUUUCAGCAAUUGUUUUUGCAGAGAGACUUUAUUUGGGAAGGUAAGAGACACUCUACAACUCUAGUUAGUCUUGGUUAGAGGGGCACAACCAGUUUUUAGGUUGGCCAACCCUUU